CUGGAUCCUCUGGUUCCGUAACAACAUCCCGUUGGCUUCCCUCAGGCGGCCGGACCAGUGCAGCCGCCUCCUCCCAGGAGCGCCCGCUCGCGCGGGCCCGCGCCCUCCCCGGCUCAGGCCGCCAUGGCCACCAACCCGCAGCCGCAGCCGCCUCCUCCCGCACCGCCGCCUCCUCCGCCUCAGCCGCAGCCGCCGCCGCCGCCGCCGGGCCCCGGGGCUGGCCCCGGUGCAGGCGGAGCGGGCGGCGCGGGGGCCGGCGCCGGGGACCCGCAGCUCGUGGCCAUGAUCGUGAACCACCUCAAGAGCCAGGGGCUCUUCGACCAGUUCCGCAGGGACUGCCUGGCCGACGUGGACACCAAGCCUGCCUAUCAGAACCUGAGACAGCGUGUUGAUAACUUUGUUGCAAACCACUUGGCAACUCACACUUGGAGUCCUCAUCUCAAUAAGAACCAGCUAAGAAACAAUAUUAGACAACAAGUUCUCAAAUCAGGAAUGUUGGAGUCUGGUAUCGACCGAAUUAUUUCUCAGGUUGUGGAUCCAAAGAUCAACCACACAUUUAGACCUCAGGUGGAGAAGGCUGUGCACGAGUUUUUGGCCACACUAAAUCACAAAGAGGAAGCAAGUGGCAGCACAGCUCCCGAUGAGGAGAAGCCAGACUCUGCCGUCAUUACACAAGGUGUUCCUGCUCCUGGGCCCAGCGCUAAUGUAGCCAGUGAUGCCAUGUCAAUUCUGGAAACCAUCACUUCUCUUAACCAAGAAGCUAAUGCUGCCAGGGCUUCCACAGAGGCAUCAACCACCAAGCCCAGUGACAGAGCAGCCAAAAAACUCCCAUCUCAGCCCAGUGCUGACACCAGCACUGACAGAGAAAGAGCUGCAGAGGACCUCGCCGACAGGGAGCAGCCGCCACCUGAUUCUGGAGGGGAGGUGCUGGGAACCGCCCCCAAGUCCGAAGAGCUUAAUGACCUCCCUUGUCCAGUUGAAGAAACUAAAAAUCAUGCAAAGGAGAAUAAUAAUUUAAUUCUGCUAAAUAAGGAUGUGCAACAGGAAAGCAGUGAGCAAAAAAGCAAGUCAACAGACAAAGGUGAAAAGAAGCCAGACAGCAAUGAAAAAGGAGAGAGAAAGAAGGAGCGGAAGGAAAAGGCAGACAGGAAGUCUGACUACUCAAAACGCAGUGAAGACACCCAGAAAGCUGCUGAAAAACAAGCCAAGGAAAAAGAAGGGGAGAGUGCAAAACUUCCAUCAGAAAAGAACAGCAAUAAAGGCAAAACUGCUGAAGGAACAAAAGAAGAUUUCUCUUUGAUGGAUUCUGAUGUGGAUGGACUUACAGACAUCACAGUGAGUUCUGUCCAUACCAGUGACCUUUCAUCUUUUGAAGAAGACACGGAGGAAGAGGUUGUGAUGUCUGAUAGCAUGGAAGAAGGCGAGAUCGCCUCAGACGAUGAAGAGAAGAAUAAACAAAAUAAAACAAAAACUCAAACUAAUGAUUCUAUUGAAGGAAAAGCAAAAACUGCACGGCAUACGUAUGUUCACAAACCGUAUCUUUACUCAAAGUACUACAGUGAUUCUGAUGAUGAACUGACUGUGGAGCAGCGGCGACAGUCCAUCGCUAAAGAAAAAGAAGAGAGGCUUUUAAGAAGGCAAAUUAAUAGAGAGAAACUUGAAGAAAAGCGAAAACAGAAAGCUGAAAAGACAAAGUCUUCAAAAGCCAAGAGUCAAGGCAAGAGUAAUGUGGACUUAGAAGAACUAUCAUCAAAGAAUUUGGAACCUAAAACCCCCAAAAUUAAAGAAGUCCUUAAAGAACGGAAGGUUUUAGAGAAAAAAGUAGCUUUGAGCAAAAAAAGAAGGAAAAUUUCAAGGAAUGUUGAAGAGAAUUCCAAAAAGAAGCAGCAAUCUGAAGAAGAUUCCAAAGAAACCCUGAAAACCAGUGAGCAUUGUGAAAAGGAAAAGAUGUCUUCUUCAAAGGAGCUGAAGCAUAUUCAUGCAAAAAGUGAACCAAGUAAACCUGCCCGGAGACUUUCAGAGUCUUUGCAUUCAGUUGAUGAAAACAAAAAUGAAUCCAAAACAGAAAGAGAACACAGAAGACGCACAUCCACCCCCGUCAUGGUGGAAGCGACCCAGGAAGAGACUGACAUGAGAGACGGGAAGAGGCAGGUGGAACGCUCAGAAAUGAGCACAGAAGAACCCCAGAAACAGAGAAGCACAGUGAAAAGUGAAAAGCAUCUGAGGAAGGAUGACUCUGAGUCUCCACAUCUGAAAGGCCUGCCUAAGAAGGAGCUGAAGCCAUCCAGGGAGAAGCCUGACAAAGAGAAGCCUCUGUCAGAAGAUAAAGUGUCUAUGAAACAUAAAUAUAAAGGUGACAGCAUGCACAGCACGGGCGACGAGGCUGACCUGCACUCCUGUGAGAAAGGUUUAAAAGUGGAGGAAAAUAUUCAGAAGCAAAGUCAACAGGCAAAGCUUUCUUCAGAUGAUAAAGCUGAACGAAAAAGCAAACACAGGAAUGAAAGGAAAUUAUCAAUUUUAGGCAAGGAUGGAAAGCCGGUUUCUGAAUAUAUUAUAAAAACAGAAGAGAAUGGUCGCAAAGAAAACAACAAAAAAGACAGACACUUGUCAACCGAAAAACCGAAGGCAGAGCACAAAUCCAGACGGUCCAGUGAUUCUAGGAUUCAGAAAGAUUCUCUAAGUGCCAAGCAGCACAGUGUCACAUCACAGAGAAGAAGUGAAAGUUAUUCUGAAGAUAGAUGUGACACAGACUCAACCAACUUAGACAGUGUUUCCAAACCAGAAGAGGUUGUUCACAAGGAAAAGCGAAGAACAAAGAGCUCGUUAGAUGAGAAACCCGUGUUAAAGCCUAAGUCAAAAAGUCAAGGCAAGCAGUUAAAAGGCGUAGAAGCAGAAGUAGCAGAAAAUGUCACAAAGCAGGCAGCCACUCCAAAACCAGAGAAGGAGAAAAACGCGGACGAAGAUGACUCAGAAAAGCAACGGAAGUCUAAAGCUGAAGAGAAACCUUUUGAAGAAACUGGUGUUGAACCUGCCUCAGAGACUCCUGCUUCCUCGGCACCUAGUAUGCAGAAGGAUUCUACUCAUAGAGCUAAGUUACCUUUAGCAAGGGAGAAAUCUCGGGGUGACAAGGAUCCAGGCUCCCGGCUUGACAGAAAGCCAUCAGAUGGACACAGAAGUAGAAGUUUGAAGCAUAGUAGUAAAGAUGCGAAAAGGAAGGAAGAAAGUAAAUCAGAUGACAAGGAUGGCAAAGAAAUUGAUAGUAAUCACGAAAAGGCCAGAGGAAAUGUUUCAGUCAUGGAAAAGAAGUUGAGUAGAAGGUUUUGUGAAAAUCGAAGAGGAAGCUUACCACAAGAAAUGGCCAAAGGAGAGGAAAAAUCAGCAGCAAACACUUCAGGCACUCCCAGUAACUCCUCCCUUCAAAGACCAAAAAAAAGUGGUGAUGCCACAUUGAUUCCUGAACAAGAGCCAAUGGAAAUUGAUUCUGAGUCAGGUGUUGAAAAUGUGUAUGAAGUUUCUAAAAUCCAAGACAGCAACACUAAUAGUUCUCAGCAACACACUGACUCUGAAAAUAUUAUAAAACAAAAAACUAAUGCCACAGUUCUAAAGGAUGAAUCACGAACUUCUACAGUAGAUUCAAAAACAACAGCUCUCACCUGUAAGUCAGGGCGUGGAACAGGAGUUACUGGUAAUUCUGAAAAGCACACUGACCGCAGAAGCCCCCUGGCCAGAAAAGUGCAUGUGCAAAGUGCUGUAUCUAAACCGAGCCCCGGAGAGAGAGAGCCUGUUCAGCGAGCAGCUCACGAAGUGAAUGCAGGCUUGGAAACUGCACAUAGAGUGCUGCCCAGUGCCCCGCCAGAAAACGGGAGGGUGCAGAAGAACCUGAAAAGUGCAGCCAAGCCUGCCGACGAGCGCGUUGCUCAAGGGGAUACUGUUCUCAGACAUUCCACAGGUGCAGAGCUCGCACCAUCCCUAAGCGCAGUGACUGCUGGAUCUCAGAAAGAAUCUCAUGGUUCAGAUGUAAAUCCUCUAGUUGACAGAAGAACUGCUUUAGAAGGUGGCACUGCCAGCAUUGCUCCUAUGGGUCACUGUGCUGUCCCUAAGACAAGUGACAACAAAGAAGGUGAUGAAGGUUCCACAGUAGAGACAGCAGCAAAAACCAGCAUCACUAGCAAAAGACACAUCCCAGAUGGUUACCAGGCCACUUCACUGGACAGUAAGCCAGACAAAGUGAUCGUGCCUCUCAGGAGCAAGGUAGCCAGCGUGGCUGUGGGAAAUGAGAAUGUUCACAAAGAAGGCCGCUCAGCAGACUUGGCCCAGAAAGAGAGCGAUUUAAACUCAGAGCCCAGUUUAAAGCAGACAAGCAGAGCAGCAGUAGAAAAUGACAAGAAGGAUGGCACUGCUGUUGACCGUACCAUAGGCACGAGUGCAGGAAAAGAUGUUGAAACUGUGGAACUUACACAUGAUAGAGGCCCCGGCAAAAUAAAAGACAUACGCAUUGGUGUUGAAAGAAGGAAUGAAAGCAGUGAGGUAGACACCAGUGCUAUGAGUGGCUCUGCAGCCCCUGUUUUACACCAAAAGAAUGGAAAAACUGAGGUUUUGGCGAGUGGACCCAGUAAGGUAGGAAAGACUUCUGUCGCCACUAGCACUGAAGGGAACAAGAAAAGCGUUCCCAUGAGCUCAGUAAAGGCGGGUGCUGCCACCACCACAUCUUCAGAAAGCAGAGAACGUGAGGUGGCUCUGCCCUGCACCAGCAUUGAGGCCGAUGAAGGCUUCAUGGCAGGCACACGCCCUGGAAGCCGUCCGCUUCAGGCCAGGGCAGAAACUGUUUUUGCUGCAGCUGAAGAAGAAGGAGCUGUCGUCACAGAGGGGUUCGCUGAGAACGAAACUUUCCUCACAAGCACCAAGGAAGGGGAGAGUGGGGAGUGUGCCGUGGCUGAGUCGGAGGAAAGAGCAGCGGGCCUUGUGGCUGUGCACGCAGUUGACACUGAAGCCACUGUGAACAGUGUUGUGACAGAGGAGAAGGAUGACGCUGUCACCAGUGCAGGCUCUCAGGAGAAGUGUCACGGCUCUUCCAGUAGAGACACAGAAACGGUCGAAGAAACUGUUACUUUUAUUAGUGAAGUUGAAAGCGAUGGGGCAGUUACCAGUGCUGGGACAGAAGUAAGAGCUGGGUCCCUCAGCAAUGAAGAGGUUGACAGGUUCCAGGGAAAUAAGAUGAGACUGGGCCCCAAAAAAGAAACAGAGGGCACUGUGACAUGUACGGGAGCAGAAGGCCAGAGUGGCAAUUCUGCAGUGACCAGGGCAGGGCCCCGAGAGGAGAGCGUGGUAACGGGUGCAGAUGUGGCUCUGGCAGGUAAUGACACACCAGCAGGAGCCAGCGCCAGGCUCGAAGGGGACAGCUCCGUGAAUGACGGCGUAGAAGGAGAGAGCGCAGUGACCAGCACGGGGAUAACGGAAGAGGACGGGGAGGGUCCAGCCAGCUGCACAGGUUCGGAAGAUAGUGGCGAAGGCUUUGCUCUAAGUUCUGAGUCAGAGGAAAAUGGAGAGAAUGCCAUGGACAGCACAGCAGCCAAAGAUGUCACCAACAUCCCAUUAGUCGCUGCUGGCCCAUGUGAUGAUGAAGGCAUUGUGACCAGCACAGGUGCAAAAGAGGAGGAGGAGGAAGGGGAGGGUGUGGUGACCAGUACUGGAAGAGGAAAUGAAAUCGGGCAUGCUUCCACUUGCACAGGCAUGGGAGAAGAGAGUGAAGGGGCGCUGAUCUGUGAAAGUGCAGAAGGGGACAGUCAGAUUGGUACAGUGACCAAGCAUGUGGAGGCCGAGGCCGGAGCGGCCAUCGUCAACGUGAGUGAGAGUAAUGCUGACAGUGUGAGCGGCGUGGAGAAGGUCAAAGACGCAGAGAUCUGCUCCAGUGCCAAAGGGGUCGUGGAGAGCAGCGUGACCAGUGGGGCUUUGGGGAAGGAGGAAGUGGCACCCAUCCUGGAGGGUUGCGAGGACCCCAUGACUAGUGCUGCUUCCGAUCAAAGCGACAUUCAGCUCGCCAGGGAAGAAAAUGCUAGAGACACCAUUAUCUCCACGGGGCUGGUAGGGGCCAGUUAUGACACUCUUGUGUGUGGUGCCAUCCUGGGGCGUGAAGUUGCCCACACAUCACCAAGUGAGAAAGAAGAUGAGGGCGUCAUCACGUCUGUGGAGAACGAGGAGUGUGACCACCUCCUGGCCACCACCGCCAGGGACGGGAUCACCAAGCAGCAUGGCCUCGCCAGUGGCACAAGUCUGAACAAAGGCCUGAUGAUCUCCACCAGCACGACAAGUGAUGACGUGCCUCGCGGGAGUGCAGUGGUAACCACAGGAGAAGGGCACACAGGUGCUCUGAGGGCUGGGGAAAGUGUGGACAGUGCCAGGGCGAACGUGGAAGAGUUCGAGGCCCCCAUGCCCAGUGCUGUGUCCGGGGAGAGCCCAUGUGCUCCAGGCCGGAGUGAGGAAAAAGACGAGUGUGCCAUGAUCUCCACGAGCAUAAGGGAGGAGUGCGAGGUGCCCAUUUCCAGCGCAACCCCUACCAAGUGUGCCGAAGGUCCACAGCCACUCGCAGCUGUGGAAGAGAGAGCUGAAGGUGUGGUCUUCGUGAGCACGGCUGACUUUGAGGGGCCUAUGCCCAGUGCACCCUCAGAGGCCCAAGGCCCCCUCACCUCAACCAGCAAGGAGGAAAAGGAUGAAUGCGCCCUCAUUUCCACCAGCAUAGCAGAGGAGUGUGAGGCCUCUGUGUCUGGGGCAGUUGUUGAAGGUGGAAACGAACAAGCUGGGAUGGCCCUGGAAGAGAAGGAUGGGAGCGCUGUCAUCUCUACAAGCUCAGUGGAAGACUGCGAGGGCCCGGUGUCCAGCGCCGCCCCACAGGAGGGGGCUCAUACCUCAGUCACACCAGUGGAAGAGAUGAGUGAUGCUGCCAUGAUUUCCACAAGCACCUCUGAAGGGUGCGAAGCGGUCAUGAUGGGCGCCGUCUCCCAGGAUGAAGACCAGCCCACCACUGCAAGGUUGGAGGACUUGAGCGACACCGCCAUCAUCUCCACCAGCACAGUGGAGUGUGUGCCAGCUGUCGUCAGCGUCAGCAGACAUGGAGAGAAUCUGCCAGCUGCACGUGACCCAGAAGGAAGCAGUGACCUGUCAGCCACAAGAGCAAACAAGCACCAGGUGCCCAUGCCCAGCCUGAUUGCUGAGCAUAACUGUCAGCAUCCGGGGCCGUCCACAGAAGGCAGAGAGGUGAUGGCAGUGAGCACCGAGGAAGGCCAGAACCGGCUGUCAGUCCAGGAGCCCGCUGCAGGACAGGGCCAGCCAAGUGCCACAUGUGCACAGGAGGAAGAGACACAUGGCAGGGAGGGCCCUGGCACAGGCCCGCUCCCGGGAAGAGGACAGGAGAGUGCCUUGCACCUCAUCACAGCAGACGAGGAGGAGGCGUUGCUGAGCUCUGCACAGAGUGAAGGGAACAGCCCAGAGGCAGAGUGGGCAAAGGGCAGUAGCACGGCCUGUGGUUCAGCAGGGAGGGGCGUGGAGAGGAGCACAGGCUGCCCUGUCCCUCUGAGAGGGCCAGGACAGGUGGCAGAGGAGCCCUCUGUCAGUGUUCACUAUUUGGCCGCAGCAAAUACCGGUGCUAAAACUGGCGACACGCCACCUGUCCAAGACACUGCCGUGGUGCAUUCCUCUGUUCCUCCUGAGGAGCGAGGGCCUGAAGACAACCUAAAAACCACAACCUCCAAAUGUGGUACUGGCCAAGAAUCAAAAACUGUUGCUUCCCACACAACGGUCCUUCCAGCUGUCCCCCACGAGGCUCUGUGGGCUCCUAGAUGUGAGCAGCACUUGAGUACAAGGAGUGCCCUUGGUGGCACACGGCCUGAGAAAGCUGGAGGUGGUAGCAGCAUGGGAGACUUCUCGGGCCCACUUUCUUCUGAAGAAAACGGGUGUGACGUAGGCAAUGAAAAGUCUCCAUCAAACACUUUUGGAAGAACGGAACUGAAAGCCAACUUGAAAACUGAGACAUAUGUGCCUUCAGAGAAAGAGAGAAAUCCUGGCGUUCUAGCAUCACCAGAAAGCCGGCGAGGGGGGAAGCCGAGUGGAGCAGCUGAGCGACAGAGGGAGACUUCGUUGGUCAAUGAAUCACUAAAUGAGGAAAAUUCAGGCUCCAAAACAGAUGAAGAAGAUCAUAGCAAAUUUCCUAACAAAGGAGAGAUACCCAAUGGGAGAAAAGACAACAUGGAAGCUCUAAGAGGUCACGGUACUGAAGCAAAUUCUAAGGAGGUUGAAGACGAAGAAAGGCAGAUGCCUAACAGAAAAAGAAAGAAGCAUUAUCCCUCUUCAGAAGACGAACUGGAUGAUAAUCCAGAUGUCCUGAAUUCCAGAAUAGAAACAGCACAGCGGAGGCCUUCUGAAACUGAGCCACAUGACACAAAGGAAGAGAACUCUGGAGAUUUAGAAGAAUUACCUAAAACAAGUUCAGAGACAAACAGCACUGUCUCAGGGACCAUGGAAGAAAAAGACGAGAGCGGCAGUGACGCUGCCGGUGAAAAGAUGGAGCAGAACGACGACGAGACCAUCAAAUCCCAAGAGGAGGAUCAGCCAAUAAUUAUUAAAAGGAAAAGAGGAAGACCUCGAAAAUACCCUGUAGAAACAGCAUUAAAAAUAAAAGAAGAAGAUUCCAAAACAGAUACUGGAAUUGUUACUGGAGAACAGUCUCCACCCAGCAGCAAGCUGAAAGCAGCGCAGCCAGAUGAGCCCAAUAAAGAGACGGCUGACCUACAAGAAAGAAGCAUGAACAGCGAUGAUGUUGAAGAAAAAUUAGCAAGUGUGCGUCGGAGAGGGAGGAAGCCCAAACGUUCAUUCACGCUUUCAGAUGAUGCUGAAUCAUCAGAACCAGAACGAAAACGCCAGAAAUCAGUAUCUGAAGCAACUGAGGACAAGAAAGACCAGGAGUCCGAUGAGGAGGAGGAGGAGGAAGAGGAGGAGGAGGAGCCUUCAGGAGCCACCACCAGAUCCACCGCCAGAUCCGAGGCUCAGAGAUCGAAGGCACAGCUCUCCCCUUCUACCAAGCGCAAGCGAGAAGUCAGCCCUCCCGGGGCCCGGACGAGAGGCCAGCAGAGGGUGGAGGAAGCCCCCAUGAAGAAAGCGAAGCGGUAAUCCCACCCCAGUGCCCCUGGCUUGUAGGGGAAGACCAUGGAAAGAAAAGGGACGAGCCUAUGGCCACAGGCUUCUUUGUUUUUAAUCAGAAAAAGGAUGUGCAUGUGCUGUAAGUUCCUAGGUGCAAGCUCUCUCUUGUUAUGUUUUAAACAGCUUUAUAAACUAUUGUUCAUAGAAGAUAUUAUGUACAUUUAUUUCAGAUGAAAAUAAGUUUACUUUGUAUCUGAAUUCAAAACAAAGUAGUUGUAUAUUUUAACAUUUGAAAUUGGGAUUUCCCAAUGUGAUACAUCAUUACUGCAAACCCUUCCAGCCCUUCAGACGCCAAGCUGCCUGCUGGUGAUCUGUGUAUAAAUACAAACAUGUAAAAAUAGGUUGUAUUUUACUCUAUGUAUGAUGCUAAUCAAUGAACACUUUAUUUAUUUUACAGAGAAAACUUAUCUGUGAACUUUACUAUAUAUCUGUUUAUUUUAUUUUAUUUUAUUUUAUUUUAAUAAAAGGUUUUAAAUGCUAUGCAGUCAUUCGUAGAGCAGUUUUUGGGACCCUGCCUGCCCUGUAACAAUCUGAGUAUGACCUGGCGGAAACUCUCGCAUGUAUCCAGGUGAAGUAGUUUAGCUAAAGAAGGGUUCUCCAUCGCUUCUCUGUUCACAGUCGUGGCUCUAUUUUUUAAGAAUGUAACUUGUUUUUAGAUUAUACUUGCAUAUGUAACUUUACAACCAGCCCACUGAUGUGAAAUGCUGGUUCAGGUAGUUACUCUGGUCACGUACAGCAGACACCCCUCUGUCCAUGUUGAGUCCUCUCCUCUGCUGUUCUGAAGCUUCUACCCGUGUUCUCUCCCUAUCGUCCCUUUCAGUGGAGAGAAAUGCAGGGGUUAGGUCCCCCUGGUCUACACAGUGUCAGGAGUUAAUGUUGUUUUAUACACAUACUCUGUCUUAUUUCGGGAUAGAAACUGGCUUUAUGGCCAGGUGUUUUUUUAAACAUGCUUUAACUCCCAUAAUGAGCAAACUGUCCAACUUAAGUUUUUCAUAGAAUUAAACCUUUCUUAAGAUCAAAUUUGUCUCUUGCAAUGAUGUGAUAAGUUGCCAAAUAAUUGAGAUUAUUUUAAAAUGUUUUGUUCAUAUUCUUGUUUUAUAAUUAAAAUUUACAUUCAGUGAGUGUGGAUUUUUUUUUUUAACUCUUAAUGUAAGGUGGAUAUUUCUGUCAUUUUACAUUGUUUCUUACUGAGAUUUUAUAUAUAAAUUAUAAAAUGUUUCCCAAAA
Nycticebus coucang (slow loris) is the source of this 10415-nucleotide messenger RNA. It is a transcript of the gene BOD1L1, whose product is annotated as biorientation of chromosomes in cell division 1 like 1. Lineage: Eukaryota; Metazoa; Chordata; Mammalia; Primates; Lorisidae. The transcript has 26 exons. The coding region runs from base 124 to 9159 and encodes 3011 amino acids. The record is from RefSeq and is a predicted model, not a curated record.